GGGAUAACAUUUAAGCAUUAAAAAGAUGGAGCCCUGUGGAGAGAUUCCGGGACUCAUUAAUAAGUCUCCCCUGGGAAGAGUCAAAGGAAGAAGCUGAAGAGUAUCUCUUCACAACUUUCAUUUUCUCAAGAGGGGAAGGCAAGAGCAGCAGCUUCUUCUUGAAUAGGACUUCGUGAGGACAUACUUGACUGGGUCCAGUGGGACUAGCGGCCACACAUCUUUGAAGUGUGAGUGAGAUAAUAACUUUGCCCAAAGCUGGUUAACAAAGGAUGAUGUAAGUGCAGAGCUUCCAGCCAAAUCCAAAAUGGGCGCUAACACCUCCAGCAAGUCACCAGCCUUUAAUGAGAAUGAUGAUGUUACCUUUGACCACUUUGAAAUUUUGAGAGCCAUUGGGAAAGGCAGUUUUGGAAAGGUAUGCAUUGUCCAGAAGAAUGACACCAAGAAAAUGUAUGCCAUGAAAUAUAUGAACAAGCAGAAAUGCGUAGAACGGAAUGAAGUGCGAAAUGUCUUCAAAGAGCUACAGAUCAUGCAGGGGCUGGAACAUCCUUUCCUUGUGAAUUUGUGGUACUCAUUCCAGGAUGAGGAAGACAUGUUCAUGGUGGUGGACCUGCUUCUUGGAGGGGAUCUGCGUUACCACCUACAGCAAAAUGUCCGUUUCCAAGAGGGUACUGUGAAAUUGUUCAUCUGUGAGCUAGCAUUGGCACUGGACUAUCUCCAGAGCAUGAACAUUAUCCACAGGGAUAUAAAGCCCGAUAACAUCUUGUUGGAUGAGCAUGGACAUGUGCACAUCACAGACUUCAAUAUUGCUACCAUGCUAAAUAAAGACAUGCAGGUUACCACCAUUGCUGGCACAAAACCAUAUAUGGCACCUGAGAUGUUCAGUUCUACAAAACCUAUUGGCUAUUCCUAUGCUGUUGACUGGUGGUCACUAGGCAUUACAGCCUAUGAACUUCUCAGAGGCCGGAGGCCGUAUCAUAUCCGAUCUAGUACAGCUGCAAAUGAAAUAGCGCAUGUGUACAAGACAGCGACAGUAAUGUAUCCUGCUGCUUGGUCAAAGGAUAUGGUGUCAUUAAUUAAAAAGUUAUUGGAGAUAAAUGCAGAGGAACGAUUUUCUCAUCUGAGUGAUAUUCAAGACUUUGCUUAUUUGGCUGAUAUCAACUGGGAUGCUGUUCUACAAAAGAGAAUAAUGCCUGGAUUUCUUCCUACUAAAGGGAAGUUGAAUUGUGACCCAACCUUUGAGCUUGAAGAAAUGAUCCUGGAGUCCAAACCCCUUCACAAAAAGAAGAAGCGCCUAGCUAAGAAGGAAAAGGAAAGCAGCAAAAAUGAUUCAAUUCAGGCGUGUCACCUUCAGAAACACCUGGAAUCAAUCCAAAGAGACUUCUUCAUUUUCAACAGGGAAAAGAUGAGACAACAGCAUAAUGAAAUGCAAGAGAACUUGAUGUUGGCACAAACCAAAGACAACCAGGAAGACGAUGACCAGAAUAAUAAUAUUUGAAAUCUGUUUAGUUUCUGUUCAGAUUUUAACAGAGUUGGUUGGAAGACUAAGCCAUGGCAGUGAUGUGAAAAUCAAGACCAAAAUCUCAAAUCCUCUAGUCUUUUAUGAGGUUGUUUGCAAUUGGAGUGAAAAUGGGCUGAGUGAUUACCUUCACCACUUUAAGGCCCUCUGGUGGCCUUUCAUUUUUAAGUGUUCCCUUUGUUGUUUCUUUCAAACACAUUUUAUUUCUUAGCAGAGUGCAAAUAAAAUGCUACUGUAAAUGCAGUCCUUCCCCAGUGACUUCAAGAAAGAACAGAAUUUGCCUGGGUUGUCCCCCAGCCAGUAUUCUACAUCAACUACUUAAGUUCAAAACACAUUGCAGAAAUAAUCUAGUUUGAGACCACUUUAACUGCCCUGGCUUAGUGCUAGUGAAUCCUGGGAAUUGUAGUUUAUUGUGUAUAUAUUGUCCCUCUGACAGAGGCUAUAUUUCUUACAAAACUACAGUUCCCAGAAUUCCCUAGCAUUGAGCCAGGUGAGUUAAAGCCGCCUCAAACUGGAUUAUUUCUGCAGUGUGAAGUUAAGUAUAGCGUGCCUGCGUUUUACACAGGUGCACCAUACACGACUUUCAGCAUAUGCUGAAAGCCGUGUCAGAAGAGCCCAUUGCGUACCCCGGAAGAACUAAUGGGGUGCGCAGCUGCAUUGUGCGCCGCGGGCACAAGCCCCAUUACUUACUAUGGGGCUUCAGCAUAGACUGAUUUUCCCUUACGUGGAGGGAUCUGGAACAGAUUCCUGCAUAAGGGGAGGGUGCACUGUAUACUUAACUAAGUAACUUGUCUUGGUCCAACCCCCACCUGAUGGAAACAUAAUUCACCCAUGCUCUGAUGGCCAGCAGAAUCGACUGUCUUUUCCCCUUGUAGCUGAUGUCCAUGAAAGUAGGUUUGCAGGGAAGAUACAAUCAUGGUGACAGUGUCACAGUUAUGACUAAGAAUCAGGAAUACAGAACAGUUAUCUAGAUUUACUAAUUCAUAACUGUUCCAUGUUCAGGAUCACUACUUUGUCACAAUUGUGACCCUACAGCUACAAUCAUAACUCCUCCCCAACCUACUUUACUGGGCAUCAUCUGCAUGGGGAGAAGGAGGUCCAUUCUGUUGGUGAUCAGAGUAUGACUGAAUGAUGUUUCUGUCAAGUUUGGGACAGGGAGUUGGAUCUGGACAAGUUACUGAUACAGAAUACUGGUAAUCAUCUUUUAAUGUUUUCAUUACCAUACUGAAGAAGGACACAGGCUUCUAGAAAGAGAUAUAAAAAUGCUGCUUUGAAAAUGGAAAUAGAUGAUUUUUCCCCUUUAUAUCCCACUAGCUAACACUGCACACCACACUUUUGUUUGCAGAAAUUAAUUCUCAAUGCCCCUCCCCCCCCAACAAAACACCGGGAAUGCCUUCUACCAAGCAAACCAGAUCUAGGUAGCUGGCUGAGACCUAGGUUUCUAGCUGCUUUAUUCUGAGAUUAACUAACAGGCCAAGGUAAGGCUGUCUUGCAGCAUGAGUUCCAGAAUUGUAUACAUUGUCAUAGUUUUCCCAGGAACAGCACUGAAACAAACUGGAAAGUGGCUGUGAGUAGGAAAGUGCCUCUAAUGCCAUUAUGCUCAAAGAGUCAUUACCUUGUAUAGAAUAUGUCAGACCAUUUCCUGCCUAGUUUUCAAAAGCUUACUUGCAGUUGCCUAAGCAAGAAUGUAUUUAUUAUACAAUAACCAAAAAUCUAAGUUUGUCAUCUAGUAUAAGAGAGAACUAAGAGACCUUUUCCUCCUUCAACCAUGUUUUAUAUGAAACACCACUUAUCUAAGUGCUGUGACUAGGCAAUUGUCCUGUACUACUUUAUUUUACGCUGUACAGCAGAGGCUGCAUCUUGCCUAACAUCAUUCUGUCGGGCCUGCCGCACCAGGCCGAAUGUUUUAAGGCACAGUCUUACCUGCACUUCCCCAUCUGAAGAAAUUAAUCCUUUUCAUUGUGGAACAGCAUCAAAAUUAAUCCGUAUGGCGCCCCCCCCCCCAAAAGCUUUUGCCCAGCAUUCCAGAUACCCACUAAUAACACCAGGUUGGAUUUCAGUCUCAAGUGUUACAUUAGCCAUCUCUGGCUUUCCCAUCUGCAUGUAAUGAAGAGAUGUAGUCACUCUGGGCUUCAUAGGUAAGUUAGCAAGACUGGGGAAGCAGCACAAAAACAUGUUACAGGUUGUGAGGUAUGAUUACAGGAUGAGGGAAUAGCUUUGCAGAGUUUGCUACUGUGGAGUGGUGUUAAAAGGAUAUAUGGGUGCUAACAUCUUUGAGUAAAUGGUAUACUGUGAUGGUCAGCCUGAAAUGGAUCACAAUACCAAGGAUGUCUUGGAUGAUAUCCAAUCAGUGCCCAUGGAAGAGAGUGAUAGAACCUGCACCACUCCCUUUUAAAAGAGGUGCACUAGCUGUCAGUUUGGAUCAGUCAAUUUAGUGGCAAAUAAACAGUUGCCUGUAAUUAAUUGCUUUACUCAACAACAAAGGUUGCACAGUAUGACUAUAACAAAAUGGAGGCAGGGGGCGGGGAGGAGAUUAUUUUAACCCCUUUUGCAGUGAAAGUGACUUUUUAGUUGCUUUAAAGAAACGAGAUGCUUUCUUUAAAGUAACUAAAAUGGUUACUUUCUAAAAAUGAAUUGAAUUGCAACUAAAUGGGGUGUUGGAACUUAGUGCACCUAGUUACCGUUAAAAGUUACCCUUGUCUCCAGUGUUAACUUUGAGAAAGUAUGACUUUUCCUGCAAAGCUAACUGAAGCUCCAACGCAUGUGGAUUAUCACAUUUUCUAUUUAUUUAUUAACAAAACAGCAGCCUUGUCCCCGUUCUGGACUGGGACAAUGGAAAAUAAACACACACAUUUAUUUCCUUCACAAAAUUUCUCCCAAGCUGCUACUUGUAGCAUAGCAGCUUCUUUCCUAGACAAAAUAGUGGUUUCAGGGAGAGGAAUAAGAUUUUUAUCGAGAAAACAGCAGGAGGUGAAGGAAUUAAAGCUCUCCCCCACAUGGUUAAGACACAAAUGUUACCAUGCAUUUCAUUUGUCUUUUUGACUUUGUGUUGGAGAACAUGUUUUGGACCAACAGGAGCAGGUGACAACUGCACAGUGGCUGAGAUCCCACAUCACAGCUACCUUGUUCCAUAACAGCCAGUAGAUCCAGGCCUCCCAAAGACUUGGUUUGGUGCUGAGAGCUGACAUACUUUACUCUUGCAAGAUAAGCUUUAUUGGUGGUAAAUGAUGCAGUAGAUGGUACACAGUAGAGAAGCUUUUUGGUCCUUUUACUAAUGGGGUCCACCAUUCUCUCACAGCCAGUGGCAGAACGGGGCCCCCAAACUAAUUCUACCCAAACUCUCCUCGGUGAUCAAAUGCACCCCUGGACCGUAUGGAAGAGGAGGCCAAUGGAAAAUAGACUUCCAAAGUUUACGUAGUGCCAACCAAAAUGUGCAAGCGUGACCCAUCUCUCCCCACCAUUGACAAGGAGAACUGUGCAAGCAGAUUGGCAACAAGAGGAAAAUUCACGCUCCUAGUCCAUUCCCAGUCUUCAUAUCUUUGCCCAGUCUCAAACUGCCAAGCUAAUGCAAAAAAAUACCAAAUGAGGUCACUAAUACAAACUGACUCACUCUCUCUCUACACUGAAAAGCUGUUACCCUUUGGCCAUGAUGCUAACACAGAUUCCCAAACGUAUCUCCCUAGUGGCAGAGGCCCAACUCACAAGCACGCAACUCUUCACAUAUAGUUGCUCAUCCUCCCAUGUCCCAACAGCUAUCAAUCCCCAGGAGUACCCCCUGCUGUUGUCACUUAUCAGUGGAGAUGGGAGAGGGGGAGGGAGGUAAUUCAGACUAUAGAGAAGUGGGGUGAAGGGGCAAGGAGAGAAAUGGUGUGCUCUCAAAAUGGUCUACACAUGCCUUUUCCUUCCUCUAGCAAACCAGAGCAAGCAGAUCUUCAUGGUCUGAACCAUUUCCCCACUCUUCUUCCUUAGUAGAGAUUAGGAGGAACAUAAGGAGAAACUUCCUGACAGAAAAAGCUGUUCGACGGUGGAACACAUUCCCCUGGAGUGUGGUGGAAUUUUCUUGUUUGGAAGCCAUUAAACAGAGGCUGGAUGGCUAUCUGUCAGGGGUGCUUUGAUUGUAUAUUCCUGAAUGGCAGGGGGUUGGGCUGGAUGGCCCUUGUGGUCUCUUCCAACUCUAUAAUUCUGUGGUAAGCAAGAGGCUGCCAGGGCUUGUGAGCUGUGGUGCAGUGGGAGGUAUCUGGAUGGAAUGAAAGGGUAAGUGAAUGAACUGUUCAUACCCAUCUAAAGCAGGACUUAAGAAUGCAUAAGAUGCAGUUAUGCACAAGCAAGCCACAGGAUGCUGGCCUUAGUACACUGUAACCACUGUAUUAACCUAGAACUUUUAAGAGUCAACAGAUCCAAUUGUGUAAUUCUGCUGAGAGGUUGGUUGCCAUCAGUGGGACCAAGAGCUGAUAAUUCCCUGCUGCUAGCGCCAUCUAGAGCCAUCAAAAUCUAGUCUGGAGUGCUAGAAAGAUGUUUGAACAGUGCAGCAAACACUAGCAGUGGGAAUGGGAAGUCAUAUUAUGUUAGUUGUGUUCCAUUGGCUACAGUGGAUUAAACUGUUUAGACUUGAGAGGACUGGAGCUGCUGACCAUUUUGGUCCUUAAGACUUUAAGAAAUCAUAAAUUGUAUUUAUGAAAUAUAAUUGUUUAAAACUGUAUUCAUAAAAGGGACUUCAGGAUUCUUGUACACAAUUUUGAUCACUUGUCAUUUCCAAACAAGAAAUAAAAUCUGAGCGAGGAAUUUGGGUUCAGCACUGUAGAGUAGGAUCACAACAUACACACACAGGGUAGUUUUCUGUACAGCAAUAAAUAGUAGCUGUUUUAAUCUGGCUAGUUCCAUGUCUCACAAAAUAGGGUUAGUUUUUGCCAUUUUCUUUCAUACAGGGAGGUGGUGAAGGCAAUUUAUCCAUAGUAUAUGUUCUUAAGCUUAAUAAUUAUGUCUCAAAAAGUAAUACUGGGCAUUUUUCCUCUUCUGUUUUAUAAACAUGGUCUAUUAAACUUUCUAUAUGACUCUUA
This is a messenger RNA of Sceloporus undulatus (fence lizard), 6573 nucleotides long. It is a transcript of the gene STK32A, whose product is annotated as serine/threonine kinase 32A. Gene Ontology annotation, biological process: G protein-coupled receptor signaling pathway; regulation of signal transduction; protein phosphorylation. The record is from RefSeq and is a predicted model, not a curated record. The coding region runs from base 305 to 1495 and encodes 396 amino acids. The transcript is spliced from 15 exons. NCBI's taxonomy places the organism in Eukaryota, Metazoa, Chordata, Lepidosauria, Squamata, Phrynosomatidae. Gene Ontology annotation, molecular function: G protein-coupled receptor binding; ATP binding; G protein-coupled receptor kinase activity.